This is a messenger RNA of Fusarium venenatum, 981 nucleotides long. RefSeq lists its product as uncharacterized. The record is from RefSeq and is a predicted model, not a curated record. Lineage: Eukaryota; Fungi; Ascomycota; Sordariomycetes; Hypocreales; Nectriaceae.
AUGUCUCUCUUCAUUUCUACCGCUUACGCCGUUGACUGCGAAGUCAUCGACAUCGGAGGCAGCACCAUGAACCUCACUUUCGUUGACGACCAACUCCCCAAGGCCUUUACAGGUAAGGGCGAUUUCCCCAAGGAAGUUGCUUACACCACUGGUAUGGAUAAGUGGAACGCCAUUGCUGACAAGUCUUACCAGACUACCGACGAGAUGUCCAUAAUCGAGGCCACCGCUGCCAAGGUGGUCAGUGAGCUCAAGGCUGGAACUCACAUCAUCGACCUCGGUGCCGCCAACAGCAAGAAGUUCGAGCCCUAUGUCCGAGAAUUCAUUGCUCAAGGCAAGGAAUGCGUCUACGUCGCUCUCGACCUUUCUCGUGAGUCUCUAGUUGAGCACAUCGCCAAGGCCAAAGCCACCUUCCCUGGUGUCAAGUGCAUUGGGCUCUGGGGCAGCUUCGAGCAGGGCGAUGUCUACUUCAAGCAGACUCGCCCUGUCGCUCGCCUCUUCCUCUCUCUUGGUAGCAUUUUCUAUAAUGCUCCCGAUGGUAUGGCUAAGGAUCGCUGCAUCGAGUUCAAGGGCCAUCUCACUGCCAAUGAUCGUCUGAUCGUUGGACAGGAUGGUCCAACCGGUGCUGAAGCCAGCAACACCCAUGCUGCCUACCAGACUGAAGAAUACGAUGCUUUCUUCACCAACUACCUUCAGGGUCUCCAGGGCCAUGCUGGUAUCAAAGGGGCUAACCCCAAACUUGCUUGGACAGUCGAGAGUAAGAUGUCCAAGGCCAUGCACUACUUCGAUGUUACCGCCAUCCAGAACAUGUUCUGCGAGGAGUUUAACAUCAAGAUUUCGGCUGGCACUGUCUACCAGAUGUUCAAAUCUUGGAAGCGCUGCGAGGCUGAGAUCCAUGAGCUGACCAACGCGGUCGGUCUCAAGAUCGAGACUCUUGGCAAGGCCGAGAACUCUGGCAUGCGCCAGUACAUCAUCAAGGCUUAA